AUGCGAUUCUCCGAACUCCCGGCAUCGUCGGCCAUCGGCGCAUGCCUCCUCGCCCUACCUCAACUAGCUUCGGCAUUUUAUCUUCCCGGUGUCGCGCCUACUUCCUAUAAGCAGGGCGAUAUCGUGCCUCUUUACGUGAACAGCGUCAAGCCAGGCCCGGGAACGAGUAACAACCGCUUGCACUCCGUCAUAUCCUACGAUUAUUACAAUCCCGCCUUCCAAUUCUGCAAGCCUAGCGAUGGCCCCCAACCCAUUUCCGAGAGCUUGGGUAGCAUCUUGUUUGGCGACCGCAUCAUGACCUCGCCCUUCCAGCUCCAAAUGCGUGAAAACCAGACCCCUGGCUUUGAUCUUGGGAUGCCCAACGACGACGGCACCGCGUGGUUUUAUAACCACUACGAAAUCGAGGUCGAAUACCAUCAAGUGAAGAACAAGGUCGUUGGCGAAACCGAGCAGGUGUGGUCUCGAGUUGUGGGCGUUACUGUCCGUCCCGAAUCUCGUGAUUACGGCUCGGAUGCGCCGGGUGCCGACUGCAAUUUCGUCACCGAGCCUCUUGUUCUCCACGAGGGAAUGGAGGGCGUCAAUGUUCAAUUUACCUACAGCGUCACCUGGAUCGAGUCCGAGACAGCCUGGGCGACCCGCUGGGAUAAGUACCUUCACGUUUUCGAUCCCAAGAUCCACUGGUUCUGGCUCGUUGACAUCGCCGUCGUUGUCGUCAUUCUUAUCCUCACUGUGAUGUCGAUUCUCGUUCGCACUCUCAAGAAGGAUAUAGCGCGAUACAACCGCCUGGAUGAAUUUGACCUGGAUGACUUGAACGGCACCUCCGCCAUAGAGGAAGGCGUGCAGGAGGAUUCCGGCUGGAAGCUUGUCCACGGUGAUGUGUUCAGGAACCCACCGCGGCCCCUUCUCCUUUCUGUCCUUCUCGGAAAUGGCGCUCAGCUCUUCGUCAUGGCUGGCUUUACCAUCAUCUUCGCCCUCCUCGGCUUUUUGUCGCCUUCCAAUCGUGGAUCUCUCGGCACUAUUAUGAUUCUCCUCUACACGGUCCUUGGUUCAGUGGGUGGCUACGUCUCUGCUAGAGUCUACAAGUCCAUGCAGGGUGACAGGUGGAAGAUGAACAUCGCCCUCACCCCGGUCCUUGUCCCCGGCAUCGUAUUCUCGUCCUUCUUCCUGCUCAACCUCUUCCUGUGGAUCAAGCAGUCUUCGGGCGCCGUCCCCUUCACGACCAUGCUGCUCAUCAUCUGCAUCUGGUUCGUCAUCUCGAUUCCCCUCUCCUUUGGUGGGUCGUGGCUUGGCUUCCGAUCAGCAGCUAUCGAACCACCGGUGCGCACAAACCAGAUCCCUCGCCAAAUCCCGCCUGGUCCCACCCAUCUCAAGCCAAUUCCCAGCAUGUUCAUCGUCGGCCUGCUUCCGUUCGCCGCCAUUUUUGUUGAACUUUAUUUCAUCAUGAGCUCGAUCUGGUUCAGCCGCAUUUACUACAUGUUUGGGUUCUUGUUCGUCUGCUAUGUUCUCAUGAUCUUGACAUGCGCGGCUGUCACCAUCCUCAUGGUUUACUUCCUACUAUGCUCGGAGAACUACAACUGGCAGUGGAGGGCCUUCCUCGCCGCCGGCAUGACUGGUGGUUACAUCUUCCUUAAUUCCCUCUUCUACUUGGUCACCAAGUUGCAGCUUAGUAGCUUGGCUGGCGCCGUCCUUUAUAUCGGAUAUAGUGCCUUGAUCUCUGUCCUUUUCUUCAUUCUUAGUGGCUCCAUUGGCUACUUUGCCAGCUGGUGGUUCGUCCGGCGCAUCUACUCAUCCAUCAAGAUUGAUUAG
This is a messenger RNA of Parascedosporium putredinis, 1806 nucleotides long. NCBI's taxonomy places the organism in Eukaryota, Fungi, Ascomycota, Sordariomycetes, Microascales, Microascaceae. The record is from the annotation of a GenBank genome assembly.